AUGAUUCUCUCCUUCUCCCAUCUAUUCCCCUACAAAAUGCUUUCUCGUACGUUUGCUCGUUCACUCGCCAGACCAAACAGAGUGAUGGUCAGAGGGUUAUCUGUUUCCAGAACGCUCUACCAGACCAAGAUCGAGGAAAAACACAAAACCGCCGAAACCAUCUACGAUGUUACCGGUCCUGACUCCUCGUUGAUCGGUCCAGGUGCUAAGCCAGGUACUAUCCCAACCGACUUGGACCAGGCUACUGGUUUGGAGAGAUACGAAAUCUUGGGUAAGCGCGAAGGUAUUGAUGUUUUCGACAUGGAGAAGCCAAUUAAGGAAGGUAAGGGCACAAUGGAGGACCCAUACUUGGUGCCCACAUACAUUGGUUACCGUUAUGUUGGAUGCAGAGGUAAGAACGGUGAAGACCACAAGGCCUACUGGAUGAAGGUGGACGAGGCUGAGCCUGCUAGAUGCUGGCACUGCGGCACUGUGUAUGCCGCCAAGUACUUGGGUGAGCCAGGCCACUCUCACCACUAA
Messenger RNA from Candidozyma auris, 519 nucleotides. RefSeq names its product cytochrome c oxidase subunit IV (gene COX4). Gene Ontology annotation, biological process: mitochondrial electron transport, cytochrome c to oxygen. Gene Ontology annotation, cellular component: mitochondrial envelope. Lineage: Eukaryota; Fungi; Ascomycota; Pichiomycetes; Serinales; Metschnikowiaceae. The record is from RefSeq and is a predicted model, not a curated record. Bases 1 to 519 code for a protein of 172 amino acids. The transcript has 3 exons.